This is a messenger RNA of Caenorhabditis elegans, 491 nucleotides long. It is a transcript of the gene C08A9.10, whose product is annotated as DUF19 domain-containing protein. The transcript has 4 exons. Lineage: Eukaryota; Metazoa; Nematoda; Chromadorea; Rhabditida; Rhabditidae. The record is from RefSeq and is marked reviewed. Bases 36 to 455 code for a protein of 139 amino acids.
UUUAUUAGAAAAAAAAUUAUUCAGGAAUAUUUUAAAUGUAUUCUAAAGUUUUGUUGCUUUUGGCCUGUAUAAUCGCCGUAACCGAACAAGCAAGAGAUGUUCGAUGCUUUCCUCCAGUGAACUUCUAUUCAACACAUGGAUGUGUUCAAGAUAGUACCAGCCAAAAUCCAAACUAUGACUGCUUGGGAGGCCAUUUUGUGAGAACUGCUGGAAUUGGAAUGCCUUGCGAAACAGACCAAGAUUGUAUUCACAACAUGGAACCCAAUGAGUGGUGUAACUCUGAAAGAAAUGGCUACCAAUGGACAACUGCCGGCUGUCACUGUGACAUGAAGCUUAAGUCUUGCAUUGUUCAGAGGUUUGACAAGAGCUAUAACGAAAUUCAAUGGGCUUUCUGUACACCAAGAAAUCGUUUCAAGUGCGAAGUUUUGGACCAUUGCUCACCACCAAAACAUUAAACUACGAGUUUCGAAUUGAAUAAAUAAUUAAAAUUU